This is a messenger RNA of Oncorhynchus mykiss (rainbow trout), 1134 nucleotides long. It is a transcript of the gene tmem18, whose product is annotated as transmembrane protein 18. Gene Ontology annotation, cellular component: nuclear membrane. Lineage: Eukaryota; Metazoa; Chordata; Actinopteri; Salmoniformes; Salmonidae. The record is from RefSeq and is a predicted model, not a curated record.
CGUCAAGUUUCAGCGACGGAGGGGGCGUUUCUUCCGCAUUCGUUUCUUGUGUUUACACAGUAGUUGUGAACGUGUAUUUUGUCAAGAUGAUUGAUCAGAAAGCACAAAAUAUAAGCUCUAUUCCAAUCGAUGCAUUUAGCAAUAUGCGAAUCACAUCAAUAUGGACAUUUCUGAUGUCUAUACAGUGGUCUGAGCCGUGGCUUAUUGGACUUCUGGGGUUCCAUGCUGUCUGUCUCCUUGCAACUCUCCUGACACGUAGAUUCUACAGAGUGCAAAUAUGCCAGUUCCUGGUUAUGGUAUGCAUGGUGUACAGCGCCGAAUAUCUGAACGAGGUGGCAGCCAUGAACUGGAGGUCAUUUUCCAAGUUCCAGUACUUUGACUCAAAUGGGAUGUUCAUAUCUUUGGUCUACUCCAUUCCCCUUCUGCUCAACACAAUCAUCAUUGUUGCGUUGUGGGUGUACAGGACGUUCUCCACCAUGAUAGAGCUGAAGACCCUGCAACUGAAGAGAAAGGCCCGUAGAGAGCAGAGCAAGAAGACUGACUAAUCACUUUCCUCUGGGACCUCCAUUGAGAUCAGUGGGGUGCUGAUGCUGGGAAUCACCUCAACUGGAUCCAUGUUAACUUGGCUAACAUGGUGCCACAUCAGCAUCACACAGCAAACAUCUGCAUCACAACAUGGUUGGUUCCAGUGCUUCGACUGCCUAAACUUUUUGAUAGGUAGAUCUGUACUGUGUUUGUAUUAACUACAGUAUGAGAAGAGUGGAGGGGGUGAUCACUAUUGUCUUCCAUCUUUUCAAUGGGUAAAUCUCACACCUGCGUUGCUUAUAUACUUGCCCAAGUUGACUUCCCUCUGCAAGUCAACAGACUGGAUGGCUGAAGAAGUAUGGCUGUGGUAAAGUUGCCUUUUUUCAUUAAGUGAAUAUCGUUUGAUGGAAUACAGUGUACAUAUAAAACAUUUAUUAAGGGGACCAAAUAUGUUAUCAAACAUUUAUAACAUUUUUUUCUUCAUAUUAUGUGAUGAGAAGGUAGCCUACUUGUUUUGCACAACAGUGUAAUGCUCAUGGCAAAUAUUGUCGUUAUUUUGCAUGUAGUGAUAAUGGUUAUGGAAAAUAAAAUGUUGUAUUGAGGCAUAAA